Messenger RNA from Spea bombifrons (plains spadefoot toad), 1396 nucleotides. RefSeq names its product glutaminyl-peptide cyclotransferase (gene QPCT). Lineage: Eukaryota; Metazoa; Chordata; Amphibia; Anura; Pelobatidae. The record is from RefSeq and is a predicted model, not a curated record. Bases 272 to 1156 code for a protein of 294 amino acids. Gene Ontology annotation, molecular function: glutaminyl-peptide cyclotransferase activity; zinc ion binding. The transcript is spliced from 7 exons.
UGAGUUGCAAGACGCGGUUACACAGGGAGGAAGUUCCCUGAAACCUGGAGGCUGUGUUGUCUGAUGAAGCGGACGGAUCCGAGAGCCAUGGCGAACAGGAUAAAAAGCGGCACUAUUGCUACUGUUUUAUUUUACCUGUUGACUUCAGGGCAAGUCAUUGAGCAGGAUGAUGAUUCACAGGGGCGUUCUGAGAAAGUAGAAUUAUCCCCGCUCUCGAGUUUUGAGUGCAGCUGACAUCCGUCAAAUUGUAUCCCAGGCUGAUGUUUCUCAAAUGUGGAAAAUGGACUUGCAACCUAUGCUCAUUGAAAGAGUUUCUGGAUCACUAGGGAAUUUUGUAGUGCGUCAACACAUAAAGCAACGUUUACAAAGACUGACGGGAUGGUUGAUAGAGGAAGAUUCUUUUGAAAGUCUAACUCCUUAUGGAUAUGUGACAUUCUCCAACAUUAUCAGUACUCUUAAUCCUACUGCAGAGCGUCAUUUGGUUCUUGCUUGCCAUUAUGAUUCAAAAUACUUCAGUCCGCAAUGGGAUCGCAAAGUGUUUAUAGGUGCAACUGACUCUGCUGUUCCGUGUGCGAUGAUUUUAGAAGUAGCACGAGUCCUAGACCAUCGUUUACAACAAUUAAAGCAGAAAAACACAGAUCUUUCACUAAAGCUGAUUUUCUUUGAUGGCGAGGAAGCGUUUUAUCGAUGGUCACCAUAUGAUUCCCUCUAUGGAUCACAGCAUUUAGCACAAAAAAUGGAAAAUACUCCUCACCCACCCGGUGCCAAAGACACAAAUCAGCUUGAUGGAAUUGAUUUGUUUGUUCUACUUGAUUUGAUUGGAGCAGCAAACCCAAUUUUUCCAAGUUAUUUUAAAAAUACCCACAGAUGGCACAAGAAACUUCAAAGUAUUGAAAAAAGACUUCACAGUUUAAAUUUACUAAAAAAUCAUUCUCCUGAUGUCAAGUAUUUUCAAAGUAGUUUGCGUGCACGGCCAGUUGAUGAUGAUCAUGUACCGUUCUUACAAAGAGGUGUUCCAGUUCUCCACCUUAUUCCUUCUCCGUUUCCAAAUGUUUGGCACACAAUGGAAGACAAUGAAAAAAAUCUUCAUCCUGAUACUAUUGAAAACAUCAGCAAAAUGAUUCAAGUGUUUGUAGUAGAAUAUCUCAAAAUAUAGUUUGUACUCACCAUUGGUUUAAUUAUAGAACAUUUCCCACUUGUAACAUUUGGUUGUUUAUAUUGGCCCACAAAGCAAUUGUAAUUUCCUGAGUAUAUACAAAAAAAUAGUAUUGCAUCGUGAAAUAUGUUUUUAUUGGACAUUUCAUAAUCCUAUACCAAUUUCUUUUACACUAUUCUACUGGACUAACAUAGCUAUCUCAAGCUACAGAAAAAAAUAAAGGGUACAUUUUCAAUUUCA